AUGAUUGAAGAACUUCUGUCUAAUAUCUCACCCUCAAGGGCAGCCUUGGGGUUGGGCCUGGGUCUGGUCGUCCUCUUUUGGGUGAUGAAACUCCGUGUUGCACGUCAGAUCCAUUUGCUAGGAGGAAAGUCACCUGAGAUUCCAACUCAUCUUCCUGUUGCCGCCGACUUCAUCUUUGCUUCGACACAAGCAGCCAAAAAGAACCAAGACCUUGCAUUCUGGAAACAGAGCAUGGUCCAAGCCCAGAAAUCCAAUAAGCUAGACUUUCUACCCUUUACAGCAGAGAUUAAUCAACUAGUCUCAAACCGCCUCAUCUUCACUAUUGAGCCAGAAAAUAUCAAGGCCAUCUUGACCGGUCAAUUUCACGACUUUGGCAAGGGAGAAACCUUCCAUCGGGAGUGGAAAGAGUUUCUAGGUGAUAGUAUAUUUGCUACUGACGGGGAACUGUGGUCUUCGUCCCGCCAUCUUCUUAGACCCAUGUUCAACAAGGAUCGUAUCGUCGACACUCAGAUCUUUGAGACUCAUGUCCAGAAACUCAUCCAUCUCUUUGGCGGUAGCGGGAAUGCGAAUGGCAGUAAGAUAGUCGAUGUUGGAGGUCUAUACUUCCGGUUUACUUUGGAUGCGGCUACGGAUUAUCUUCUGGGAAAGGGAACCGACAGUCUUGAAAACCCUGAGACGAGGUUUGCAGAGGCUUUCCGUUAUGUGCAAUCACGCCAGGCAAUUUAUUUCAGAAUGGGACCACUCAGCCCACUCCUCUCGCGAAAGAAAUUCCGUCAAGAACUACAAGUCAUGGAAGACUUCAUGCAGCCGUACAUCCAAACAGUUCUCUCUCUCAGUGCCGAAGAACUAGAAAAGAACCUCUCCAAGCGAGAGACCUUUCUCGACGCCCUCGCAAGAUUCACCCGCGACCCUCGUGUCCUCCGUGAUCAAAUCGUCGCCGUGCUCCUUGCAGGCCGCGACACAACCGCCGGCACCUUGUCCUUCUGUACAUUUGAAUUAUCUCGCCACCCGGAAGUCGUCGCAAAACUGCGCCAGGAAAUCGCAGAACGCGUCGGCGUCGGCGCAGACGCCAGAAUCCCUACAUAUGGAGACCUUAAGGACAUGAAAUAUCUCAACGCAGUCAUCAACGAGACCCUCCGUUUCUAUCCCGUUGUCCCUUUCAACGUUCGCUACAGUCUAAACGAUACAACUCUCCCCCGCGGCGGCGGUCCAGACGGCCAAUCCCCUGUCGGUGUCCGCGCAGAUACCCGUAUCGUCUACUCAACACUUCUGAUGCAGCGCGAAGAAAGUUUCUACGAUCAAAGCAAGGCCGAUAAGUACUACGACCCGGGUCAAUGGAUCCCCGAACGCUGGACAUCGGGCUGGCAACCGAAGCCCUGGCAAUUCAUCCCGUUCAACGGCGGCCCUCGAAUCUGUAUCGGACAGCAAUUCGCCAUGUUGGAAAUGUUGUAUACAAUUACACGGGUUUUGCAGGUUUAUGAGAAGAUUGUUGCUGUCCCGGUGUCGGGCCAUGAUAAGGUUGAGGAUCCUGUGCUGCGUUUUGAGGUUACAUUGUCCCCAGGGACGGAGAUGAAUACUGUUUUUUUGAGGGAAGGAGAAGGUCGGCCUUAA
Molecule: messenger RNA, 1611 nt
Organism: Talaromyces amestolkiae
Lineage: Eukaryota; Fungi; Ascomycota; Eurotiomycetes; Eurotiales; Trichocomaceae
Exons: 3
Coding region: 1-1611 (536 amino acids)
Molecular function (GO): iron ion binding; oxidoreductase activity, acting on paired donors, with incorporation or reduction of molecular oxygen, reduced flavin or flavoprotein as one donor, and incorporation of one atom of oxygen; heme binding
Source: RefSeq, a predicted model, not a curated record